Molecule: messenger RNA, 4129 nt
Organism: Castor canadensis (American beaver)
Lineage: Eukaryota; Metazoa; Chordata; Mammalia; Rodentia; Castoridae
Product: KIAA1614 ortholog
Biological process (GO): centrosome cycle; regulation of cellular localization; establishment or maintenance of cell polarity
Cellular component (GO): nucleus; cell cortex; apical plasma membrane
Molecular function (GO): protein binding
Source: RefSeq, a predicted model, not a curated record
CUCUGCCUGCCUGGGUGGGACAGGCCCAGGGGCCUGGCCUGGCCUCGCCGAGGGAUGGAGGGGACCGAGGAGGCCCCGGCCGCGGGCCGCGGCGCGCGAGGGUCCGAGAAAGGGAGCAGAACAGGCAGCCCCAUUCAGGUGACCUCAGCUGUAGAAAGAAAUGGUCCUGAGCCACAGCUGGAUAACAGAGCCCUCCCAAGACCCUGGCCAUGUCCUCAGAAAGACAGAACACCCUGCCCAAUGGUCCCCCAGCCUCCCAGAGGAUGGGGGAUGCAGCUCCAAGGCCCCUCUGUGCUGGAGUCCAAGGUGAGGGCUUUGAAGGAGAAGAUGACAGCAGGCAAACAGGGGGCCGACCUUGACCUCACUUCCCAUGAGUGCUCAUCCCCCAAGAAAACCAAAUGCCGGCGAGUCAAGACCAGAGGAGUCCAGACACCUUCAGAGGGCUCUCUCCUGCCAGAGGCGGGGGUGGUUCCCCAUGCUCAGACCCUGAAUGAUGGGCAGCUGGACAGCAGUGUCAAUGAGGAGGAACCUGCCAGGAAUGGGGACUCCAGGCCUCCCAAGCUUCCUGCAUCUGGGCUUGAGUGCUGGAAUGGGCAGAGUCUGUGGCCUCCAGAAGCAGUAUGGACGUUACCCGGCCACAAAACACUGCCAGGACCCAGCUCUUUGCAAGACAGCUCCACCGGCAGAGUCACGCCAGACCAGCCAGGGGGCCCUGGUCCAUGUAAAAUCACCCAGAUGACCAUUCUGAAGAAAGGAAGGCCGUCCUGCCAUGGAGACCAUCUGUUCACAGGGGGAUAUCUGGACAGCACAUCCCUGACCCCUGAGGAAGACUCAGAUCCCAGGACAGCCCUGCUGGGGGCCGUCUGGAAAACUGGAGAACGGGGGGCUCUGGGCACUGGAGACAACACUUUGUCCCUGUCUGACCGAGUAGAGAGGAACCGUGUUCUGCUGCAGGAAAUGCUGAAGGUCUCAGGACAGAAUCUUCCCAAGGUGGGAAUUCCAGCCUGGACCCCGUCCUUGGACAGAGCUACACCAGAGCCACCAGCAGGGGGCGUGGACUGGGACUCCGGCAUUCCCCUGCAGGACUCAGACACAAACAGGGUCUUGGGUCCCAAGCCAGAGCCCGUGCUGAGCACCAGGCCUGAGGAAGGUGAACGCCUGCUGCAGCAUGCUCGCACGAAGACCAGGACUCAGCCUCUCCGUGCCAGCCAUGAUAUUGUGCCCACCAUUGCUCAGGGCAGCCGAGAUGGCCAGAGAAGCCCAGCCCAGGACCCCAGGAUGACAUUUGUCUACAGAGAGAACCUCCAGAAUGGGAACCUGAGCGACUCCUCCAGUGGGGAGUCCAGCAGCGGUCAGUGGCCCAAGCGGGGUGUCGCCCCAUCUCAUGUCCGCUUCAAGGACGAGUCUGCCCAGGAAGCUGAGUUCCGUUACCUGCAGCGGUUGCAGCAGCACCAGCGCCAGGUGCGCUCAGUGCUACAGGCGGUGGGCCAGGGCCCCCUGCGCUCCAAACCAGACCUCGCCGACUACAUCCACCGGGACCCAGGGGACAGCAGGUUCCACAGGUCUGUGGGUGGCCAGGACCACGGCGACCUCCCUGUGCCACGGCCCACAUGUGACAGUGAGAGGAAGUGCCCAGCCUGCGGCAGCUGUGUUCAGAAUGGACGUCCUGCUGAGGGGACACUUGGCCCAAGGAUCCUCCAGGACUUCCAGGCUGCCGAUGGGGCCAAGGCAGUGCCACUGGAGUCCUGUAAUUCUCAUGGCCUGAAUUCCCCUUUUCUGUCCCUCUCUGCCCAUCAAGGGCUUCACACAAAAUGGAUCCAGGAAACACACAUCAGAGACACUACAACACGUCCUGAGGAGAGGGACUCUGCCCUGGACAGCACAGACACCUCUGACAGCUGCCGGACAGACAGUGAGGAGACUGGAACCUCUCAGCCCACCAGGGCCUGCAAGCCCACCCAAGGCAGCAGCCCACAGCAGCGACAGCGACAGCGGGGCUCCAGGCCUCAGGGAGACCACAGGUGGUCCAGGAAGGCUGAGAUGGAGCUGCCUGGUGGCCUUCAGGCCCAGCCUCACCUGUCUGGGGUUGAUGAUGUGGAGAGGGGAGAUGAGGGAGAAGGAGGCAGAGGACACACUCACGAGGAGACUCCGUUUCUUCGAGAGGAUGCUAUCCCUAAGCCUCUCGUCCUGGAACUUAGGAGGACUUCCUUGGGAUCCCAGAGGCCACCUGAAAAGUGCCUAGGAAGCCACCAGGCCCACUCUGAGGACUCCUGUGCUCCAUGCAGGACAGCCUAUGACAUGACAGUGUCUUCCGAGCCAGGCAGACUGGACCAAGUUACAGAGAACCACAAGUCUCUAGAAAUUGUCUCUGCUUCUUCCCUGCCGCAAGGCCAUGCACAGCCUUGCCCCCACCCAUCCCAGCAGCUAGCUGCUUCCCUCUCCCCUGAAGGCUGGGUGCCAACCCCUCCCUCUUCAAGGAAAACCACGUACCCCAAGUCUCACAGGAAGGUGGUCCGGACUGGACCCCACAGGCCAGGGGGUCAGGCAGAGCCUGUAGAUAACACUCUGCCACUGCCUCCUCCAAGAACUGUGGUUCUCAGUCCACCCCAGACCCAGUUCUGCAGCUCCCAAGUUAGGCACCCACUGCCAGACUUGUCUGCUAACAACCACUCCCCUCUGGGGCUUCAGGAGUCCAGGGGAGCAGCUGCCCACAAGGGCAAGGUGGAGGGGAACCCCUGUGUCCAGGAGUCGGAACUGUCCCUGGAGAGCCAUGGAGAUGGAGGACUCCCAGGCUCUGUUGGCUCAGCAGACAUUGCCACAGUCAAUUCCACAGGCAUCACCCUCUCCCUGACCUUGGAGGAGCCAGAGUCUAGACAGGAACUGCAGGGAGGCCUCCAGAGGACUGAGUUCAGUUCUGGAGGACACAUGCCACCCAGAGGAUCACCAGUGGCCAGGGAAGGGCCCAGGCCACCCUCAGCUGCCCCUUCUGAUGGGAACAAGAAAAGAAGCAGCAGUAUUGCCUCCGCCCUGGGGCUUAAAAAGCUCUUUUCAGCCCUGGGCCACACUUCCCGGCUCAAGCUGGCCAAGGCCUGCAGCUACACAGAGGAGCAGCAACAGCCUGAGGCACCUGGCCCAGCUUCACACAGCAGCACCCCCAAAGUGAAGAGAGCCCCAUCGCUACAGUUCCUGCAUCUGGUGUCAUCCUCCCACCAACAUCGGAAAGCUGCCUCCUUUCAGAACCUCCAUGCUCUGCUGAGCGGCAAAGGGGACAGGUCCAGCCUCUACCUCGUAGAGGAGCCAGGGAACCCCAGUGCACCUGGCAGGCCAGCCAAGGCCCCUCCCCGGCGUGCCCUCAGUGUGGAGGAUGUGGGUGUCCCCAGCCUGGCUCGCACGGUGGGCCGUGCAGAGGUGUUCCCAGAUGGCACGAGCCAGUUGCAGCUGCAGCGCCCCCCAGAGGGCACUUUUGGCUUCUGUGUGGCUUACGGGAAUGGGCGCAGGGACUCAGGGCUCUACGUGCAAGAGAUGGCUGACCUGGACACUGCCAAGCUGUACUCAGGGCUGCUUGGGGUGGGGGACGAGAUCCUUGAGGUGAAUGGGACCAAGGUGGCUGGGCUGGGCUUGGUUCACAUCCAAGACCUCCUGGCCCACUCAGAGAGCUUGUCAAUCCGUGUCCUGAGGCAGAGGCCUGUCCCUCAGUGACCCAGAGAGGUGCUCCCCUUAUUGACCACCUGGGGUGUGGUUGGGAAAGCACUGCUUGGAGCUGUUUUGUGGAUCAAAAACCCAGCUUAGGGUGGCAUCCAGCCCCUUGGGCUGUGGCAGGCCUGCUGAGAUAGACCACCUUAGGGAGAAGCAAGGUGCCUAUGUGUAUAUUUCAUUAAGGCCGUUAAUUUAAGUAGAACUGGGGGAAAAAAAAUACUAUUGGUCUCAUCCAUAACCUGGGUGGUGGCAACAUGGAUUUGCCCCUUUGUCGGCUGGGGGGAGGAGAAAAAUUCAUACCUUCUGAAAAGACUCUCCAGCCUCCAACUCUCUAGAACCAGACACUGGCCACAUUGGUCCCUUUCAGCCACAUCUCCCCUCCCUCCCAUAUGCCACCUUUGCUCCUAAUCCAGAAAGGGACAGUGUGCUGGAA